AUGAAAUUUGAAGAUGUUUAUGAGGUAAAGGAACUAAUUGGAAAGGGAUCUUUCGCGGAGGUAAAGAAAUGUGUUCAUCGGAAAACGCUACAGCUGUUUGCAGUCAAAGAAAUCCACUACAUCAAUGCAGAGGAGAGAGAGAAAGUCGAAAAGGAGUCGGAGGUUUGUAUGCUUUGAUAUUGGCCCAGUGGAGAAGGGAUUUAGCAAAAGGUAUCGAGUUAAGGGCGAUGCUUUGAAAGUAAAACGCGCGGUUUUUAUGGUUGAGUGAGUGCAUCGCAAAAACGAUUGAUCAGUAAGCCCUGGCUAAAGGGUAGCUGGUCGUAGUGAGAAUAAAUUUAAUCAGUGUUCAGGGCUGUGAAAACAUCAUGCUGCAUAGAUUACUUGUCUGCGGACUUAGAGCGUCUGUAAUUAAACAAAUCCACUUAAAGGAGUCAUUUUGAUCACGGUUAUGUUUGUUUUCAAACCAAUUCUUCUAUAACUUAGUGCUGUAACCGUAAGUUUCUGAUUUCAGUUGGCAAUAAAUGUUAGACUAUUAUAUGAAAGGAAAAGUAUUUUUUUCUCAAUACUCUGGAUCGUUCUAUAUAAUUUGAAUAUUUCUUAAUAAUCAACGGUUAUGUGGCUUAUCAUAUAUUUUAACAUCAACCAAUAGUCUUAAAAGGAAGUCCUGCUUCAUUACUUCUAGCAAUGACAUGAACCAAAACCUGCACCCAGAACUGACUCGCGAUUACUUGUGAUUACAAAACAAACUGAACUGCUAAGAAAAUACAGCUUUAUAGUGUCAUCAGCAUUUCGGCUAUAAUUUAAACUUUAGGUUAAUUUACUGAGUUGUCUUUCAAUGUAUAUGAUAUCUCGGGUUAGUAUCCAUGAAUUCGUUAUUCAAAUAACAAUAUAAUUAAACAUGCGUUUUAAAAACUAAUUAUGUAGAAUCUGGUAGGCUUAAAUUUGGGGCCUUAAAAACCCUAUGUUAUAAGAAACAAGUUCUUAUUUUGAAAUAAAAAUACACACUUCAGCAUGAAAGAAAACUUAAAGUUUAUAAGGCAAUCACCAAAUUUACUGUACAGUAUAAAACAUUUAUGUGCUUUCUGGACUCAAAAUCUUUUUCUCUACUUAGCACUAAGGUUUGGACCAGCCUAUAUUACGUUUCAAAACACGUUUCUCAUUUUUGGAUUUGAGAUUAUUACCCAAUUAACACGAUACGUUAGCUAAAUUGUUUUACGACUUCCGCCGGGUCUUAAUUGUUUACAAAAUAUAGUCCAAUACUUUGGGUUUGCUAAUACUCUUGUUGCCAAAUUAUCGCUCAAUAAAAAUACUUUUUUUCACGGCACAAACACAAUUAACAAUGUGAUCAUUAUGCGUCUUUUUUCUACUUCAAAAAUGGUUUUGGCUUUUUGAUUUCCAAUACAAAGAGACCUCUUGACCGUUGCGCUGCUUUUCAAAGUAGUGUUAAUGGUCUACUAUCUCAUCAGCAUGUAAAGCCGGUUAAUGAAAAAUUUUUUUCGAUCGAGCGGGUAGUUAAAAUCGGUCUGGAACUGUUUUUUUUUUUUCAAUAAAAUUACCGUAAAAACCCGAGACUACUCAAGGACUUGGAUUUUCCAUGUUACUCAUAAACAGGUUCUUACAUAAAUUUUAAUUAGCACAAAUUUUUUAGGCUGUUUAGGGUCUUCAAGAGGUUCUUACUUUCAGGAACAUAAACUCAGCUCAUUUCUUAAAAUAAAACCUGAAACCAUUACAACUACAGUUGGAGAGAUAAGGCACUGUGUCUCCAAAGAGGAUCCUGAAUGUUGACAUANUCAGAAGUUUAUAUAGUUCACAAUUUAGAAUUCACCUGUCAUGUUUAAAGAUGAAUAUUAGCUAAGUCAUGAGCACGUUAUAAAAGGAAAAAUAUAAAAGCGUUAAAACAAAGCUUUCUCGAUAUAAAUUGAAAUGCACACAUUCGCCAGUGUGACAGACUUCCGUUUUUUAAAUAAAGUUGUGUUAGAACAAAUUGAGAUUGCAAAUGCUAUCAUCUCCCAGCAAAAUGGGCACAUUUAUGUUGUAUGCUUUCAAACUGGCAUUGUUCAAGCAGAUUUGAGUGGUCCCCCCUCUGAAUCCUUCCAAAAUUUUCAGUGAUCCCCCCCUUUUGGGCUCUCAGUUACGACUGAUCCCCCCCUCUGUUCUCUUAAAAAUCAAGUGAUCCCCCCCAAAAUCCUCCGACCCCCCCCCAGGUGAUAAAUAAUGACCGGUCCCUUAGGGUCUUCAAGAGGUUCUUACUUUCAGGAACAUAAACUCAGCUCAUUUCUUAAAAUAAAACCUGAAACCAUUACAACUACAGUUGGAGAGAUAAGGCACUGUGUCUCCAAAGAGGAUCCUGAAUGUUGACAUAUCUUUUUGUCCAAGUUUACAGAAUUUUUUUUUUUAAAGAUUUUAGAAAAUAAGAACCUGUUUCAAAUUUUAGGCGAAACGGGUUUUUGUAUAGACGAGGCCUAACUAGCAAAUUUUUCCCAACAGGUUAUUAAAAACCAGGUUAGUUCUUAGUGGCGGGUUUUACUGUACUCUUUGCCCAAAUUACAUUUAUGGAUUACUUUUACUGUCAUUACAGUGAUAUUAAUAUGGCAGGGACCAAUAUGAGGUCUCAACGAAGAAAACUUUGUUCCCGGAACAAAUGAUUUCGGAUACCCAUGAAUGGAAUGCUUGCUCUGUUCCAGGCUUUCUUUUCGUUCGUUAUAACACGGAGAAGUACAAACAUGCUUCGCGAUCUUGUGACAUUUAAUUUUUCUUUGCUUCGGGGCAGGGGUUUCUUUCCCUUUGUGAUAUUUGGCUUUUGUUGUCUCAGUGUAUAUUAAACCACUUGCUUGAUCAGAUGCUGGACAUAAGCUAGCCUGCGUGGCAGGCGUUCGAAAGGGAAGGGGAAGGGAAUUAGAGCGCCUUAGACAUAAGCAUGAAUAAUUCUUCGCUGCAUUUUCUCUUUCUUUCCCUGUCUGGAAUUCCUAGCUGUUCCAAAUGGCCUGUCAACAUUGAUCCCAAUGCCCCAACUUUAUACCACUGGUCCAGUGGUGCUUCAAUAUAACGAAGACCCAGGGGACUGACAAUUAAUAUGUUUGUUAUAAUAUAACGAGGUUUCGAUAUAUCGAAUUUUGUUUUUCAUAUCACUAUUUUUCUAUUACUGGGGUUAAAAAAAUAGUUCGUUAUACCGAGGACUUUGCUAUAUAGAGGUUUUUUACAUGAGGCAGAGAUUUAGGUUCCACUGUACAACUCUGGUCUUUGUAUCCCACAAACUCUUAAACUAUCUUGCCAGGACUUGAUACUUCACUUGCUCUUCCAUUCCUAUGGUCGUUUUCACACCUGUUAGCCGAUGGUUGCCAGGCAACAAAUGGUUGCUUAAGGUGACCCAUGGUAAAGCAAGACUCCCCGAUGACAUAUUUCUCAGCGAUCCAACACCUUUAUUGGAAUUCUUGAGGUGCCCAUAAUACCACAGGUGUAGCCACGCCAAUGAUGAUAGUGAUAAUAAUGAUGAAGAUGAUGACGAUUUAUUAUGAUUUAUUAUGAUUAUUAUUACUACUACUUUAUGGCCGGGGACUAUAUUCCUGAGCCGAGUUGUUCAAAGCUGGGUUAAGAUAACCCAGAGUUAGUGCGAGAUUUGGAUUCAGAUUUGAAAGCUUAAAAAGCAUUUCAGUUUUAAUUCCUUUUGUCUACAUGUUGAUGAUUAGAAGCUCUAAAAAUAACAGAGAAAAUUAUCCGAGAAAAUUCUUUUGAACAUAAGAAAAAGGAAACCCGGGUUAAAUUUAACCCCGGGUUAAGCGCUAAUCGAUCUUCGAACAACUGGGCCCUGGACACUACUUAUGAAACUAUAUCAUACUUAUAAGUAUGAUGAGGCAGUGUAUUCAAUGUUUUAGUGAAUAGUCUGAAAGCUUUCAGUACAAAACUCACAUAUUUGUAGCUUUUAAACAUAAAGCUGCUCAGUGACGUGAAUAUCGUCUGCUUUACCUGCUUUACCUGCAGAUUCUGGAAAGGCUUGAUCACAUGAGCAUAGUUCGUCUGGAGCAGGUGUUUUAUGCUGAAGGCAAAGUGCUAAUGGUGUUAGAGUAUCUUCCUGGCGGGGAUUUGUUUGACGGCCUGGUGUCGAGACCUUAUUACAGCGAGAAAGAUGCAUGCGCAUGUGCUCGACAAAUCAUAAUGGCAUUAAACUACCUCGCUAGAAAGGGAGUCAUUCACAGGGUAAGAAAAUAAUAAAUCAUAGCUAAAAAUUACUUUAUCAUUAUCGUAAUUAUGGUUGCAAUGAGGUGCACGAGAUUUUUAUGAGACUUUAGUUCAAACGCUUCACAGAAAUCAUGGAUCUCAGUACGUAGACUGAAGCGUUCCGAACUGCUUCGUUGAAAAAACUUUCGCGAGAGCAAGCCAUCUUUCCACCUUUCGUGUAUCAUCACGGGCUCAGUUUCGUAAAGCAAAUCGCUCCCAAAUUGAUGCGCCUGUAUGGUUCAACUGGAUAAAACCGGUUUUAGAACCUGUUUAUCGCGUGUCUACCUCCAAGAUUUUGGAGGUGUCUAAAGAGCAUGCUCAUCGAAAACCAUAAGCGGCUUGCUGCAGAGGUUUCUCAACGGAGUGUAAACAAAAAGGGAGCUUAACAUGCCACUACGGCCACGGCAACGAGAACGUCAAAAAGCAAUUGGUUAAGAUUAGCAAAACAGCACUGCACGUGCACAGUCACGCUUUUUUUUACAUUUUAUUACCGUCACUGCACGACCACGACGUGAGUUGCCUAAUUUCACGUUUUAUCGACAACGUGAACAUACGACGACGAAUCUCUCUUACUCUUUUUGUAAACUUGGAAAUAUUUUUUGUAAGAAUUCAACUCCAGGAGAUUUCGCGUACAUAAAACAUAGUGACCGAAUUGGGAUAAUCUCGCUAAAGUUUCAUAGAUCGCGAAAUCACUUUUUAAACUUCGUUUUUGCCGCCGUCGCCGUCGUGGUAUCUUAAAAGCAGGGCGGAUAAAGGUUGCGCGGUGAAACGAGCGCGUCCGAGCAAAAAGGUGUGAUGCAGUGGACUGGGACUCUGCUUACAAAUGUCGCUUGUUUUCGACUUCUUGCGAUGUGGUUUGUCCCGGUUUGUCCAUUAGACACUGCCGCUGUCACUUAAUUAUGGCGGCUUGAUUUGUUUUCUUGUACUUCUUCCUCGUUCCUUUGUGCUGGUACGCUGUCUCCGAGAGGCAAAUGUUGCUAUUUUUUGCGGGAGGUUUAGCUGGAGUAGACAAACAUCUCUUUCAAAGGGUUUCUUUUAUUACUUCCAUAACUCUUCCACUGAAUUAUAUUUUCGUUCUGCUACUUGCCAAUGUCGAUGUUAUUCCAAAACAACAACAACCAAGUACUGUCUAAAACACGAAGGAAAAUCUAAUCGAUGUCAUCCAUGACAAAACUAAAAGACAGCAGAUCGUGUUUCAUAACUAGAUGAGGUGUAUUUUAUAAAUGCGUGCAGCUCGUGCAAGGUGAAAUUAUACUAAUUUCAAUCACCAUCAUAUCAUCCUUCUUUUUAAUUUUGAAAAAAACAUCUCAUACGUCUUUCUGUUUCUUCGAAACUUCAAAAUUAGUUUUCCCUCAGUUUUUACUGUUUAUCUUGUUUUGUUUUAGAGAGAAGAACGGAGAAAAAACCUUACAACUAACCUCAAUAAAUUUUGUUUACAUGGGGUUGCCGGAUUUGCGACGCAUUGCUCGAAUCACCGUGGCGCGUUGCACCCAAGAAGCGAAGUUUGAAGCAGUACAACGCCACUAUAUCAAAAUAUAUCAAUCUAAUUUUCUGUUAUGUUAUAUAAAAUUUAUCCCCCUUUAACAUAUGUAAAAAUUGAGGUUGAGAAAUGUUAAGCUUUUGCAAACGAAACGCCGAAAGACAAUUAGGUAAUAUGUAGUGGAAGGAGGAGGUAUUCAACACUUUCAAAUUAAACUCAAAUUUUGGCAUUAUACGACCAAGAAGUUAGACUUAUAGGCAUACAGAUAUAAACAUAUGAAACUGUUUAUUGCUAUUGUUAUGAAAAGAAUUUAUCUAUUUAACAUUGUAGCCUGAAAUUACAGAAAGAAAAUAGGAUUUCCGGUUUGCUAAAAGGAAAAUUUCGCCGGCCUUCAAGCGCACCGGAAGCGCGGAAAGAGCGCUCGUGCCAGUCCUACUCCGCAUCACACAUUAAAUGAAGAGCGGAGCGCUCGUUUCACCGCCCAACAUUUAUCCGCCCUGCUUAAAAGAGAAUAUAAAAAACGACGACGGCGACGUCAACGAGAACGCCAAUAACGCAAUAUAGGUUUAGACUGGCAAAACAAUUGACUUUACGCGUGCAUCACGCUUUUUUGUACAUUUCUUUGCCGUCGUUGCUCGACUACCACGUGAUAGUGUCUAAUUUCACGUUUUGUCGAGGACGGGAACACAAGGCAACAACUUUCCUUUUCUUUUCCUGAACUUUGAUACAGUCCUUUAGAAUUCAACUCCAAAAAAAUUUGCCAACAUUUGACGAAUUAAACGAGAUGGAAUAAGCGCGGCAAAGUUUGAGGCAGCGCAAAUUCACUUUUUAAGUGACGUUUUCGCGGCCGUCGCCGUCAUCGUUGCGUAAGUUCCCUUUUAAACUCCCUAACGGACAACGCGACAGACAAGCCAAGCGAACGUCUUUGUAAAUGCUAAAAGUCAUGCAAGAGAGAAACUUCUACUCGCAGGGUAAUGUGGACAAAACGUUAAAAAAUAAUCGCUCGUCUGCUACAGUGCAGUCACCUAGGCUUGCGUUACUCCUUUUGGUGCCUCACAGUUACAAAGACGAAAACUUUUUGUUUAAACAGCAGUGUACGCUGGUAAACACGAGGGAUUAGAUUUAACAGUAAACUUUUUUUUACAGGACUUAAAGCCAGAAAAUCUUCUGUUAGCCGAGAAGCCUUCGGAAGACCGCCCACCUAUCAUUAAACUCACGGACUUUGGAAUUGCGAAGUCGAUCGAAGGUAACAUUUAAAGUUAUCGGCACACCGUAAUUAUUGCAAUUGUUACAACGAAAGGCGUCAAAGGGGCUUGACUUACUAUUUUUUAGAAUUGAUGUUGCAAAGACAAUGAAAUUUCCUCAGUUAUUUUGUUUUACAGACGAACGUAAAGUGGUUGAUUGUCAUGGUAGUGGAUCACCAAUGUACUUAGCACCAGAAACAAUCUUUGAGAAGCCUGUAGGCUUCGCUGUGGACAUGUGGGCCUGUGGUGUUAUCCUGUAUUUGUUACUUGUAAGUCAUGCCUUUUCUUUCCCCUUCCACUCCCACAAUACGUUGGGCAGCCUGUAUACAGACGCCCUCUCCCCUAAAAAAAAAAAGUCGGGGAGAGGGACUCCCUCUCCCUAAUUUUUUUCUGAGGGGAGGGGAGCGUCUGUACACCGGCUAUUCGUUGGGUACCAGAGGCUUUUCCUCGCCUGCGAGGAGGAGCCUCGUGCGGCCGACACGUCUUCGGCCGAAGACACGAGCGGCGGUCACUUUUUAAGACUUGUGACCGAAACCGGAAAGCGCGCAUGAAAAGCCUCUGGCACCCAGGGUACUCCCAAAAGUAACUAAUGUAAAUAAGACAAAAAUGCACACUACAUGACCAAAUUGCGAAUAUCUGAAAUCUCCAUUUGUUUAUUUAUUUCUCUUAUUUCACUUUUUAGGUUGGCUAUCCUCCCUUCUGGAACGAAAGAAUAGAGAUCCUGUUACUGAGUAUAUUACAGGGAAAUUACACCUUUCCUUCUCCCUACUGGGAUUCAGUAUCUGAAUCAGCCAAGGACUUGAUCAAGAAAAUGGUAGGUUUCAAAAAUAAAGUCAUAAGUUAUUCUCAAAAAAUUUAGGCUAUAUCGGAUGGCUUUUCAUGCCUACGUAAAAAGCUAUAGUGUGGACACCCAACCAUUAUGUGACAUCUCUACUAUUAAUAGGCCACUUCCGAGUUCCAAAAACGCUCACUUUCAAAAUGAGGCCAAGUGCAGUGUUGCAUAAGGUGGGAGAAUAGCCUCUUGAAGACGAAGAAAGCGAGCAGAUCGUCCUUCGGCUUCAGAAUGAGAUGAGGCUGUAUUUGAAUCCAUUGGUCGUUCCUAGUUGUUUAUUUUCAGCGAGCUCGAUGAUUUUUUUUAUUUGUUAAAAUUUAUGGUUCAAACGUCAACACAACAGUCAUCUUCAAGAUUUGCUUCUCAGUCAUCCUUCUUCUGAAACUACACUGUAUCUUUUUUCUUGCAGUUGAAAGUAAAUCCUGAUGAAAGAAUCACCGCUUCUGAAGCCCUACGUCACGACUGGAUUUCCCAAGGAGAUUUUGUCCCUUCUCUCAACAGGAAAACGACGCUUGUUCGACUCACAGCAUUCAACGCUCGGAGAAAACUAAAAGGAGUAGUUUUGGGACUUAUUGCUAGGAAAAGGUAUGGCGGCCUCUUUCAUUCUAAGAACAGCAUCUGACUGCUUUACUGUAACCUCAGUCAUUACCGGUAAUAUCAGUAGAAUAUUAAGGCUGUUCAAGUCAUUUCCAUUCCAUUAGUUUUGCAGCUGCUUGGAUGCUCCCUGGCAAUCUCCUUAUCGAAUUUUGAAUUAAAAUUUGUCCUUACUUUUUAUUAACUAACAAAGAGUGUAUAUUGUGAACAUUGCUAUUAAUAUUAUCCUGUUGUAAUUAGACCGUUAAGACGUUAUUAAAAUAUAGUAAACUGAAUUGAAUUGACGAUAACAAAUUGAUUUUAAGGCUUUUUCAAAGCUACAUUUGACUUAGUUGUGGAUUCUCAAAUGCGCAAGUUUCUUCUGAAAAAUCUUUUCGUAGGUUCUCAACACUAGCUGGUAAUUGAACUCAAGCCUAUUAUGGGAGCAUUACUUAGAAGUACUACGGAUUCAGUGGAUCGGGGGAGGCGGGGGGAAGGGUUUGUCCCCACUCAGAAGUCUCCUGAAUUAUUAUGCUAUACUGAAUGGUUAACUCAUUGGUAUGACUAUAACGCCGAAAUCAUUUGAAGUCAAUUUCUACUCUAAGUUCCCAGAGUUCCUUGUUGGUACCAUUACUUUGAAACUAAUCGACGAUUGUGUUUUUUUAUAGACUCAAUUUCACUCCAAAUAAAAAUGAGGUUCGAUUGUCGAGAAGGGAUUCAUACACGCCUGAUCCGCAACUAGAGCAGGAAGUACAAGAGAUACUGUCACAUCAAGAAGAAGAAGAGCAAAGACUUGAAAAGAUCGUUGAAGAAGUCAAUGGACACAAUAAUCUCUUAGCUACGUCACCUACCGAAUAUCAUCUUAAGGAUAUAAAACCGAGGAGAUCUCGACAGUUUCGGAGUUCCGUGCACAUCAAAGUUAAGGCAGGGGAAGAGAAAACGAGAGAGAGAGCCGCCAGAACAAGGGCCGACGAGACAUAG
This is a messenger RNA of Porites evermanni, 9325 nucleotides long. NCBI's taxonomy places the organism in Eukaryota, Metazoa, Cnidaria, Anthozoa, Scleractinia, Poritidae. The record is from the annotation of a GenBank genome assembly.